Stomoxys calcitrans (stable fly) is the source of this 2877-nucleotide messenger RNA. Its product is annotated as transmembrane protein 201 homolog. Bases 192 to 2612 code for a protein of 806 amino acids. Gene Ontology annotation, biological process: nuclear migration along microtubule. The record is from RefSeq and is a predicted model, not a curated record. Lineage: Eukaryota; Metazoa; Arthropoda; Insecta; Diptera; Muscidae. The transcript has 4 exons. Gene Ontology annotation, cellular component: nuclear membrane. Gene Ontology annotation, molecular function: actin filament binding; lamin binding.
AGCGUGCUUCUCGUGUUUGAAGGAAGCAGCGCUGCCGGUAUUUGCUUAGUUAUUUUUACCUUUUGCCGCAAUAAGUAAUUGUAUUUCAAUAAAUUGAUAAGUUGUAUUUCAAAUAGUAAUUUUGUAAAAAUAAAGUGUGUGUAGGUGAAAAACAUAUAAACAAUUAAAUUGGUAGAGACAACAAAAUUAUAAUGUAUAACAAUGUUUUGCUUUCACUGGCCAUGAGCUUAUUACCAGUGCUGGCCAUUGGUUUUGUGGUAUUCCUAGUGAUUUAUAAAAUUUACAUAAAAAUUCGUUCACGUUUUAACAUCACUGUCAACUGUUGGUUUUGCAAUCACAAUACAAAGGUCCCAUAUUUGGAGGCGAAUAGCUGGGUAUGCCCCUCGUGUGAACAAUAUAAUGGAUUUGAUAAAAAUGGAGACUAUAAUCGGGAGAUCUAUGAACAAUUGGACUGCAGUGGGAUAUCGGAAAAACGUUUCAAUAUCAGCCAGCCGCCGUACAUGUUUCCGCCAAAGGCCUCAACCAAUGGCUUUUGUGAGAUGUGCAAUGAGUCGCAACGUUUAAAAGUGGAAAAAUUGGCACAAUUCGAGCCGAAAAAUGAAUCCCACUUUGAUGAGGAAUUAAAAGUUUAUCAGGCCCAACUGGAGGAACAAUAUCGCCUGUGUUCCACAUGUGAUCGUCAUUUGAACAGGGUAUUGCGUGAGAAAAAGAAAAUGGUAUUGGGUUCGAAAUUUUUGGAUUUCAUUAUCAAAGGAGCGGAAACACUUAAACAACCCCAUCUCAAUCAGAUCGAACAUGCCAUACAACAGACCAGGAAACAAAGAAUACGCACUUGCAUUACCCUAUUGACUGCUGUAAAUAUUUGUUGUCUUUUUAGUUCAUUGCCCGGCACAUUAAAGAGAGAACAUUUAACAAACCUACUGGGCGAUAGAAUGGGCGAACCCAUAUUUCUAUUGGCCUCACACAUUAUUGCAUUGUUCAAAGUAUUCGGUUCCUAUUUCGAGGUGAUAAGGCAACAUGAGUUUGUCAUGAAGAUGACAUUGUUUUCCAGAACAAUUUUCAUGAUGUUGAUGUAUUCGUUGGGCCUAAAAGUGCAUCAUCUUAGUUUUACUUCAUUAUUUGUGAGUGCAUAUCCCUUUGUCCUUUUGGCCCUGGCAUUUCUGCACAAUGUGGUGGAUGGCUUCCAUUUGAGCAGGCACACAAGUCUAGUGGUGAUUUGGAGCUUAUUUGCUGGUGGUUUUAUUGAUGCAAAGUUUUUUAUGGUGCAGCCGGAAGUGUUGAUGUUGCUUGCCUCUUUGGUCACCUUUACGAUGACGUUUACUGCCAGACCGGAUCCCUCGCCCAAACUACAUGACAACACUGCCAAUAGUUUUCACAAAAUUUAUUCCGAAGAUUAUCUAAGUGAUGAUGAAACCAUGAGCUUGCUAAGCCAACAGCUCAAUGGAAGCUGUGUCUCUAUGCGUAGUGUAAAAUCAAACAAAUCAUUCCGUGUGCCAUCACCACCGCCCCUGAAACAACAACAGUUUGGCAUAAACACCUCACCACGUUUAACAAAAUCACCUUUGACAUCAUCGACGUUUUCGCUCAAUCAAAUGCCCAGAAAACAAAUCUCACCCAAUACCAGUUUUCGCAGUUAUGCCGGGGAAGAUAACCAAACAUUACGCCCGGUUUUCGCCACACCCAUGCCAAUGCCCCAAUCCCGCCAAGGUUUAUUUGCCUCCGACUUGCAGCUGAACAGCAGACCGCAUCGUACUGCUUCAGUUUUUGGUUCGAAUACAUCCAUGCAUAAUGGAAAUGUCUUUAAUAACUCAUUUGUGGAACCAAGAGAGCAAUCCAGAUUUGCUAAUCAAACCCAAGAGCGUGAGGCAUCAUUCUUCACUGCCGCAAAUAAUUCCUCGACAUUUGCCACAGAUCAGACCUUCGUUCAACCUGCAACGCAUAUCACUUCGGGAAUUUUCUCGCCUUUUUCUGCCUCCACAAGUGCGGUUUAUCAACAAAAUAGUGCACAUGCAACUCCCAGACCUGCCCGCUUACUCUCGCCAACUAGGUUUAGUACGAACAAUAACUCCUCCCAGGCAUCAUGGCUUUCUGGAGGCUAUUUUAAUCAAAGGCAGUCUAUGGCCGAAAUUCCCAGAACCACUGGGCUGCUUUUGCAAACGGCUGCAGACCCCUUGACACCAAUGGAUGAGGGUCUUUCCCGAGCCUCUUCGCACUCGUCGGGGUUUGAAUCACAAAAUGGAGGUGGUCGCCCAUUGUCGCGCGAGAACUCUUUAUGUCCAGACACCCCAAAUGAUUAUGGCAGUCAACGCACUACAACUAUGGCUAACAUACUCAGCUUUCAGCCCAUAGAUUCUCCCAGUCUGGGUGGUUUUUCACCCCGCCCUUCUGUUUUGUCAAAUCCCUCCCUGCACACAACAAGCAGCCAAAUGAAUGGUGGCUGCUUAUGGCAACAAUCCGCAUUCUCCCGCAGACCUAUUAACAGCACAAGCUCAGUGUUUUCAUCACGCAACACAGUUGAUUCCUUCAAUCUGGGUAAAAUUAAUGAGGAGUUGCCCACACUUAAGCGUGGCGACUUAUUUCAGCAAUGGAAACAAGGGCAAACCAUAUCUUGAUACCCAGCCAGCGAAUGCUGAAUAGACAAUUGCUCUCAUCCUAAUAUUCUCAGCAGCUAUCGCGUUCAGUAGAGUGCAAGUUAGUUGUACGCUUUUUUUUAGCUAUAAUUCUUUUUUAGGUUUUAAACAAAAAAAUUGCUUGUUGAGUUUUGUACAGCAGAGACGUUUUAAAAAAAUAUUUUUGGACGUUUAGUAAUUAUAACAAAAAAAAUUUAUUUUUAGUCAUUAAUUUAUGAACGUAUUGCCUUAAGUUAUAAUUUUUUUU